GGCUAACUGGUCCAAAUAAAUUUUCGAUUCAAACGACUGUUUAGUGGUCACUAGUCGUAAAGCAGGUUUGCGAGUGGCAACAAAAUAAAAUUCCAUCACAUUGUCGUUUUAACGGGAAGAUCCACACAAAGGCGCUGUUGCUUUCAUACACAGCUGGGAAUACUGAGCGGAGAAAUUAGAUGCAGUGGCAGCGUGCGACUCCCGCGUGGAUCAAGUCACGAAUAAUCUGCAAUUAUCGGCAGUUUUCAUUGUCACAAGCAUAACGAUGACAGAUCCGUCAUCUCAUGUUCUCUCACCAGAUAUUAUGCUGUGCACUACUUACGCGAACUAACAUACUAUGGAUUCGAAAUACAACAAGCAGAAAAAACUACGAGUACUUUGUUACAAAAAAAAGACAUGUACUGGACUAACUGGAGUAGGUUUUACUUUACAACGGAUGUUGCCGCUGCCAAGUUUGCUGGAACUUAAAGAAAGUUAGUUUUCUUAUAUGGACUUGUGAAGCAGCCCUGAAGUCUUCCUGUUCUGUUGGAUCCAGAGAAUUACUAGUCAGAAAUCGGUCCCCGCCGAAGCUUGAGGACAACCAUGCAGCGGCAGUGCUGCCAUUGUAUCCGAACUGUCGCAUCAUAUGCACAAGCGCUGGCAGCGUCCAGUACAGUGGUUUCUCCGGCGCGAAAAUUUCUCCAACUUCUCUGCACGCAGUCCUAUGCAACGAUUUCUUUCACCGAUCCGUCUGUCCAAGAUCGAAGGAAAAAUCGCUCGUUUGUACCGCAAGAUCCGGAUUUCUUGUUUGUGGAUCCCACCGCUGCUCUGCAGAAAUACGUUGAGGCGCCUUUGUUUAACGUCAACGAAAAGCCUUUCACACCUACAAAACUGGACAUGCUAGCCGCCCAGGAGGUCUUUCGAUCUACUACGGAGGGCGAUAUCAAGAUGAUUGACUCAAUGAUAGAUCCCGAUGAAGCGCCACUGUAUGAUCUACCGGAGAUCGCAUUCUUGGGCCAGAGUAACGUGGGAAAAUCGUCUUUAAUCAGAGCUCUUUUCAUAAAUACGCCACGUUUGAAAGUACCGAUUUCGAAGACUCCGGGUUAUACAAAAACAUUGCGGUUUUAUCAAGUUAAAGACCACUUCACCCUUGUGGAUAUGCCCGGUUACGGGUUUGGCCAGCCGGAAUAUUUCCGGACAUGCGUGGAAGGAUUUUUACGGAAACGGAAAAAUUUGCGUUUUGUCUUCCUUCUGGUGGAUGGUUCUUCCCAUACGUGGAACGAAAGGGACCUACGUAUGCUGCAGUACUUAGAAGUUUUGAGAGUAUACUUUUGUGUGGUGCUGAAUAAAAUUGAUCUGGCUAACGAUACGGCACGUUUGAAGAAGCUGGCAAUGGUUAGACAAGUGCGCGAUCAGUAUGCCUCUCCCAGCUGCUUUCCACAGCCUUUUUUUGUUAGCUCACUGACCGGAGAAGGUUUGGCUUACAUCCAAGCUUUUAUUGCACACAUUACCGGAGCCCUGGCGUUAGAGUCGGACAGAUAGAUAAUAAGGAGACUUUUCCGCGAUGACUUAUUGAAUGAGCCAUUUUGAUCAUUGGAUUUGCUUUUUUACAAUGUUGAUUGAUAUGUUCCGAUAAAUGAAGUUUUUAAAUUUGGUAAAACUUUGUGACUGAUUGUGACAUACCAUAAAACUAUGUUGUAC
Messenger RNA from Paramacrobiotus metropolitanus, 1680 nucleotides. RefSeq names its product GTP-binding protein 8-like. The record is from RefSeq and is a predicted model, not a curated record. Gene Ontology annotation, molecular function: GTP binding. The transcript has 9 exons. Bases 583 to 1521 code for a protein of 312 amino acids. NCBI's taxonomy places the organism in Eukaryota, Metazoa, Tardigrada, Eutardigrada, Parachela, Macrobiotidae. Gene Ontology annotation, cellular component: mitochondrion.